CUCUAAACCAAUCGGGUGGACGUUGCCACCCGGGCGGCGUCGCGGGAACACAAACAAAACAAAGACGAGUAGUUCCGUUUGACCUGAGAGCGCGCGGCUGCUGUCGAGUGUUUUCACAGCGAUGCAGCUUCUGCCCUGGAGGAACUAUCUCCCUGCUCCCGACUACCAACAGUUAAUCGGUAUCCGGUGUCAGCGGUGGCCGGUGAACAGGUCCACUGCGAGUCCACCGGUGAAGGGACCGUCCAUGUCGCGGGCCGUGGCUGACACCGGUUACCGAUGAAUUUCGCAAAGGUCAAAUAAUUCAGAGUUAGUUCUGAUCUCUUGUAUUAAUAUCCUUAUGAAUCCUGUGCAAUGAUGUAGCUUUCUGAUUUAUCUCGUGUUUUUCGUCGCUCAGCUACAGAAUGACGGGUGAGCGCCGGGGCGGGGCUGAAGGCGGAGACUGCGUCGCUAUGACGUCACAUUUCUGCAGAAGUCCUGUGGCAUUGUAAAAAAAAAUGCUGAAUGUAGACUGUGUGUAUUUGUCAGUUUAUUAGGAAAAAUGCAGGAAAUCUCAAUUUUGACAUUAUGGGCUUCCUGUUAAGACCAGACACAUUAUGUAUGUUUUCUUGGAAUGAGGGUAAAGGGUUUGAUACGGUGGCCCUGAGAACUCACAGCACUGCAACGUUGAAAAUCGUGUUUCCCAAACCUGCAAUAUGAUGUUUUGUUUUGUCCACACACCAAAGAUAUUCAGUUCACUCUCACAGAGCAGCAAAGAAACCAGAAUAUAUUCACAAUUAAGAAGCUGAAAUCAGAGAACUGAAAUCAGAGAACCUUUUUCCCAUAAUAACUACUUGUACCGAUAAAUCGAUUAUCAAAAUAGUUGGCAGUUAAUUUAGUAAUUGAUUACAACUGUUGCAGCUCUAAUCAGAAUGAUCUCAGAGUACCCCGCUCGUAAUCAUAACAUGAGGGGGGCAUUCAAGUGCAAUUUCGAAGACAGCAACUUGUCAACAUUUGUCAGCGAGAUAUGCUGCACAUUUUCUUAUACUCUUGUGUGUCAGUUGUCUGGGUUCCCGCCGGCUGAUGGACGGGACGGUGUCGCCAUGUCUCACAGACUGAGCAUGAAGGAGCUGGAUGAACAGUUUGAACUGUUCUUAAAGGAGUCUGUUUCAGAUGACUCAGUGGAUUUGGGCGUCUCCGAGAAGCAGCCUUCUGAUGGCGGCGCUAAAAAAGCACAAGUGUCAUGGUGGCAAGAUGACGAAGACGGUGGUGGAGGAGGAGGAGCAGGGAGAGGACUGUCCGGGUCUGGGAAGUCCUUCAGGAAGUCUUUGAGGAAGUCUCACUCCAUUCGAGAGGAGGACGAGGAGCCAGGAGACACUGGAGUGAGGGACAGAGGGCCGGAGCCAGAUGUUCUCAGCAGAGACCACACCGAGACAGAGGACUUGGUGAAGGUACCAGCCGUGAACAUGACCAGUUUGGGCCUGGACACUCUGGAGGAAGAAGAGGAGAAAGCCAGGUUCUUUGCCCAAAUAGAAGCAGGAGCCUCGUCAACGAUAGAUUACUCAAAACUGAACAGGGAGCUGGACUCGACGAGUGAUACCGUCGCUCUUAACCUCAGGAAAAUCGAGGAAGCAGUGGAGCAGAAUGACGAUGUUCGACGGAAGGCUGGAGACAUGGAGAACAUAAGAACCUCUCCAGGCUCUCCACACUACAGUGAGGAUUUUGAGGAAGAGGAGGAUGUGAAAGAGCCACUGGACGAGAAAUCUAAGAUGUCCCCAAUUAUUGCCAAAGUUUGUCUGUAUGAUUCUCUGGAUGACACUGGUGGUGGUGGAAAAGAAGGAGGGAAGCACACAGCAGGAUCAGUGGACACUGGCCACUCGCACGUGAAGAGCGGAGGCUCAGAGAUGGAGGCUCUUCACGACGCCUACAGACAGAUCCACGUUGUGGAGGAUUCAGAUGACUGUGAUCAUAAUCAUCAUAAUUCAACUAUGGAAGGACGAGAGGAGAGGCUCCUCAAAUCUGUGUCUCCAACGUUCCCUGCUCAACAUGACAGACAGUCUCUUCAGCCUGCUUCCACCAAUGAGUCAGAUCUACCCACUGCAGAAGAGCUGAUGAGGCCCAUCCGAAUAGAGGAGGACCAUACACGAGGGUUCAGCCUUCGGCCCAUCAGUGCUGUGGAAGAAAAACCACCCUGCUCUUUGGAGAAGACUUUCCCAGAUGUGACUUGUGCGGAGUCACAACAACUGAAGCGACUGGGAAAGGCCGACGCUGCUGCGACGACGAAGGGAGCUAAGGAAUAUACCAGGCUCCGCCCCGGCUCCCCAGACUUUCCCAAGCGUGACCUGACGUGGAGCAUCAGAGCGGAAGUCGCGACGCUGAUGGAGGAUCAAAGCAAGACAACUUCUCACAAAUUCCCUCAGGCUGGCAAAGUUACAAAGCAAUCGGCCUCCCGUAGCUCCGCCCUCUCUCAUCCGUCGACAUCGUCAGUGAGGAAGCCCGUCGUGGCUCCUGUGAGAGGCAGGAGAGUGGAGGGACGAGCAGCCGUGACGUCCAGGUCGUCAGGGAUCAGUAGAGUCGCUGCUCCAGCCAAGAGCCCACCACGUCCGUCAAGAGCUAAAUCCACAAAGAGCCCGAACAAAGACGACAAAGCAGAUCCAGGCCUGAGAGUGAGCAGUGAGCUCGUGGCGUCCGUUCAGUCCCUGGUGGCCGUGCUCCAACAGCAGAUCGACACCAACAGUCACCAGGAGAACAGACUGACAAGUCCUCCUCCAGAGGACAAUAGGGAGGAGGAGGGGGAGGACAGGUCUCUGGUGGAGGAGCUGAGUGUCCGGCUGGCUCAGAAAGAGAGGGAGCUGCAGGCAGUGAUGAAGGACGGAGAUGAGGAGCUCAACGCACUCAGACAGCAGAACUACGUCCUGCAGAGCAAGCUGCGAAGUGCAGAAGAAGCCUAUCAGAGGAGGAGAUGGGCCGAGGCCACAGACUCUGCUCCGGAGGGAACAUUCCAACAGAUGGAUAAAGAACUCAAAGAGCAGGAGGCGCUCAUUAAAGGUUACCAGCAGGAGAAUGAGAAACUGUACCUGCAGUUGAAGGCUCAGCAGGCAAAGAGCAAAUCCAACGAGGACGCCAUGUUCAGUGAAAACCAGAGACUGCUGAGCCAGCUGACUUUCACAAGGGAGCAGCUGAUUAAACCCUCCAGGCCCGUGGGAAACGUCUGCGUCGUGGAUCACACUCAGCACAUUACAGACUUGUUAGCUCAAAUAAAUACUUCCCAGAGGAACGAGGCGAAGCUGAACGAAGACGUUCACAGACUGAAGCAGGAAAAUCAGGCGCUGGAGGUCGACCUGCAGCUGCUGAAGAGAGAGAGAGACCUGGCGAAGGCUCAGGUCGUCUCCACCUCAGGUGAUAAGACUUUUGAGCUGCGAGCGCUGGAGGAGACGCACAGGGAGGAAGUGUCGGCCCUUAAGAAGAAGCUGCAGUGGUUCGCUGACAACCAGGAGCUUCUGGACAGAGACGCCGGCAGACUGACGGCUGCUGCAGCGCAGAUACAUCAACUCAAAGAGCAGGUAGAAAAUCUGAAAAUGGAGGUGAAGAAAAGUGAGCAGCAGAGAAAAGCAAGAGAUAAAUCUGCGGACACGAAGAAGAUGCAGGACCUGCAACGACAGGUGAAGGAGUUGGAACAGAUACUGAGACACAGGAACCCGAACUCGCUGCCCGCUCUCAUAUACGCUGCAGCCAGCGCAGAGGCCGCAGAGGAAGCGGACACCACGAAGACUUCUGCGCCCGACAAGAUCGUCGCUUUGCUGGAGCACAGGAUCCAGCGUCUGGAGGCGGAGCUGGAGAGUCACGACGAGGAGGCAAAACGCAGCCUGAGGGCCAUGGAACAACGCUUCCACGGUGUGAAGCUCCGCUACGAGCAGCAGAUCUCAGAGCUGGAGCAGCAGCUGGAGCAGAAACAGCAGGUGGAAGUCGAGAGCUCAGCGGCUGGCAGCCGGCCACUGACGUCACAGGUUCAAACCCUAGAGGCGGAAGAAAAGGAUCUGCAGCAGAUGAAGGAAAUCCACCUGGAGAAAGAGAAGUCUCCCCACGACCAGGUUGAGUCUCUCCAGCAGCAGCAGCUCAGAAACAGGCCGAGCUCGGGCCGGCACCAGCGUCAAGCUGAGGACGCGUUCAGAGUUCGGCUCGAGCGCAUGAACCACGAGCUCGCCGCCAAAACCCGGAGCGUUCAGGAGCUGAGCCGCACCGUGGAGCGACUGCAGAGGGAGAGGAGGAACAUGCUGUCCGUCCCCGACCCGCAAGCAGAAACCCAGUCCACAGAGACCCAGCGGAAACCGGCCCCGGCCAGAACGCUCAGCUCCGUCACCUCAAAGGAGACGCCUGGAGGCGAGAAAACGUUUCCAGCCGCUCACAAUGAGAAAACCUACCAGCCAACCGUGUUUGCAGGGAGUCACAUCUCGGAGGUUCUGCAGGAGAACGAGGCCCUGACGCAGCGUCUGGAGCUGCUGCAGCUGCAGGCGCAGCAAGAGAAGGAGGCACGGAAGGCAGACGCCGCACGAGCCGAGGAAGAGCUGCGCAGGCUCCUGGAGCGCCGUGCGGAGCAGCUGUCCUCCCUGAAGGCGGAGCACCUGCAGGCGUUGGACCGGCAGCGUGCUGCCCACGCUCUGGAGCACUCGUCCUCCAAGGUCGCCGAACAGGCCAAUCAGCUCGUCGCUCAGGAGAUAAAGAUGAAACAUUUACAAGAUCAACUGAAGGAGCUGCAGGGAACCAGAGAGGCGCUGACUGUGUCCCGGACGAGAGAGGGCGCUCUGCAGAGGCAGCUCGCCAAACUGCUGUCGGAGCUGAAGGAAGCUCAGGAGGCUCAGAGCUCCGAGGUGAAGCUCCUCUGUGGCCUGGAGAGGAAGAUCGUCAGCAUGGAGCUCCGACACCAGCACAGAGAGAUGGAGCUAACGCAGGUGAUCGGCGGCUCGUGGCACCUGCUGGAGGCUCAGCAGCCGUCGGAGGUGGAGCGCUGGAAGCAUCUUGCCCAGGACAAGAGCAGAGAGCUGGAGGCUUUCCGUCUGGAGCUGGACUCCAUCCUGGACGUCCUGAAACACCUCCAGAGACAAGGGGUGGUGUUCCCUCCUACACCCACCUCCUCCUCCAGUUAGAGCACACUCACACACACGUCUGAGGCUGGUGAUAACAUGAUGACAUGAUCAAUGUCUUCAGGUGAAGUGACGAGUACAAUGCUUUUUCUCCUGAUUGAAUGUCGACAAUAUUUCAUGUUUGACAUGAGAAACACAAAGAUACAGAAUCACUGAAAGUCGUGUGUCUGUGAAUAAGAAAAAACAAAACGUAGAAUAGCUAAAUACAUUUUGUAGCUACUAUUUUUGUAUUUAAAUUAUUGUAACUUAUUUAAGGUGUAGUGGAAAAAUAAACUAAAUCUUUUUGAAACUUU
Molecule: messenger RNA, 5410 nt
Organism: Scophthalmus maximus (turbot)
Lineage: Eukaryota; Metazoa; Chordata; Actinopteri; Pleuronectiformes; Scophthalmidae
Gene: cep162
Product: centrosomal protein 162
Exons: 29
Coding region: 909-5120 (1403 amino acids)
Biological process (GO): cilium assembly
Cellular component (GO): axonemal microtubule; centriole; centrosome
Source: RefSeq, a predicted model, not a curated record